GACGCGGCCCAGCGCUGCCGUAACACUACCGAACCUUUAACGUUAGAAUCCAGAAAACGGAGAGAAUCGAGAAGAAAACAGCGAAAAGAGUACAAAACGAACCAGAGCAGGAGCUUUAGCUGACCUGCAGUCAUGGACCCGUCUUUACCUCCAGACCUGAACCCAGAGCCUGAACCGGCUCCAGAAGCAGACACCGCUCACGAUUCACCUGUCCAACCCACCCUGGACUCCAGCCAGGAACCGGCUUCAGAUACGGCCCAGGAACCCUCUGCAGAACCGUCAGCACCAGAACUCACACCAGAACCACCGUUCCCAGUGCCGCCUCCAGCGGCCAACUCCUACAAGAUCAUGACCUUCAGACCCACCAUGGAGGAGUUCAAGGACUUUGGGAAGUACAUCGCUUAUAUCGAGACCCAAGGAGCUCAUCGAGCCGGUCUGGCAAAGGUUAUUCCGCCAAAGGAGUGGAAGCCGCGGCGUUCCUAUGAGACCAUUGAAGAGAUGGUCAUUCCUGCUCCCAUCAUGCAAGUGGUGACCGGCCAAUCAGGACUCUUCACUCAAUACAACAUCCAGAAGAAGUCCAUGACGGUCGGAGAAUAUCGCAAACUGGCCAAUAGUAAAAAGUACUGCACCCCUCAACACAAGGACUUUGAUGACCUGGAAAGAAAGUACUGGAAAAACUUGACGUUUGUGUCGCCCAUUUAUGGCGCCGACAUCAGCGGGUCCCUCUAUGACCAGGACAUCACGGAGUGGAACAUCGGCCAUCUGAACACUCUUCUGGACAUGGUGGAGCAGGAGUGUGGGAUCGUCAUCGAGGGCGUCAACACGCCCUACCUGUACUUCGGCAUGUGGAAAACCACUUUUGCCUGGCACACGGAGGACAUGGACCUCUACAGCAUCAACUACCUGCAUUUCGGCCAACCAAAGUCCUGUAACAUAAAUAUUAUCAUUAUUAUAAUUUAUUUAUACCCGCACCGUUUGUCCUCUAAAAAUCAUCAGUCUGUUUAUUUCAGUGUUUCAUCCGUUGGCAUUUUUCUCAUUCUCUCUCUUUGCUGCUUGUCGUUUUCUGCAGGCUUUUUCCCAGGAAGUUCUCAGGGCUGCGACGCGUUUCUCCGUCACAAGAUGACCCUCCUUUCUCCAUCGAUCCUGAAGAAAUACAGCAUCCCCUUUGACCGAAUCACGCAGGAGGAGGGCGAGUUCAUGAUCACGUUUCCGUACGGAUAUCACGCCGGAUUCAACCACGGCUUCAACUGCGCCGAGUCCACGAACUUCGCAACCCUGCGCUGGAUCGACUACGGCAAGAUGGCCACACAGUGCACGUGCCGUAAGGACAUGGUGAAGAUCUCCAUGGACGUCUUCGUUCGCUGCCUGCAGCCCGACCGCUACGAUCUGUGGAAGCAGGGGAAAGACAACACGCUCCUGGACCACCUCAAACCCACGAGCCUCAGCAGCCCCGAGCUUGAGCACUGGAGGAAAACCAGGGUCACGUACAGAGAGAAACUCCUGCUCGUGGACUUUGUUUAUUUAGAGUUGUUGGUUCCUGCUUGUCUUCUGCAGUGCACGUGCCGUAAGGACAUGGUGAAGAUCUCCAUGGACGUCUUCGUUCGCUGCCUGCAGCCCGACCGCUACGAUCUGUGGAAGCAGGGGAAAGACAACACGCUCCUGGACCACCUCAAACCCACGAGCCUCAGCAGCCCCGAGCUGGAGCACUGGAGGAAAACCAGGGUCACGUACAGAGAGAAACUCCUGCGCAGGGCUCAGGCGAAGGUGAAACAGUUCCGCCGUCUGAAGCUGGAGGAGGUGAAGGUUCUGGCGGAGGAGGGAGUGGAGCUGGACAUGAGCGAGUACCUGCUCAAGGUGGAGGAGCGCGAGCAGCAGCGGCGGCAGCAGAAGGACGAGCGCAUGGCGCGGGAGGCGCUCCUCACGCUGGAGGCGCUGGAGAGGGAGGAGCAGGAGCAGGCGGAAGCGGCACUCCGUGGAGAAGGUGAAGAUGGAAAAACAGAAUCUCAGGAUCCUCCAUCGGAAAACGGAGAGGAGGAGAAGAAGAAGAAGAAGAAAAAGAAGAAGCCGAAGCAUCUCGACGAUCUCUCCUUCCAGCAGGUGUUUGAGCAGUUCGCUUCCAGCGACAUUCAGGACCAGAGUAAUGGAGACGCUCCCGGCCUGCAGCCGAAUCCUUUCAUGAAACUGAAGAAGAAAGUUAAGGUGAAGAAGAGCCGAAGACAUCCGUUCAGCAAGCCACCCAUGCGCUCUCCUCACUCAAUAGUCAAACAGGAAGCCUCCAGCGAUGAGGAGCUGUACUCUGGGCUGCCUGUAGGUGGUGGCGUUCAGCCGGAGGCCAAGAAGUCUGAGGAGAGCGCGCUGUGGCAGAACCGCACGCCAAACUUCCUGGCCGAGAAACAGUUCAACGCUGCGAUGGCGACCAUCGAGCCGCACUGCGCUGUCUGCACGCUCUUCUGUCCGUACACACAGCCUCUUAAGGACCCCUUCCACCUCUCGGACACGUCUGGCCUGGUGUCCCGGGUCGGCUGUCGCACCCGUCCACUGGUUCCAGAGAUGUGCUUCAGCGCAGGAGCUGAAAACACAGAGCCGCUGCCGUCGAACUCCCACAUCGGUGACGACGGCACCAGCAUCCUGCUGUCCUGCGGGUGCUGCGGCCUGCAGGUCCACGCCAGCUGUUACGGCGUCAAUCCCGACACGAAACAGGAGGGCUGGAUGUGUUCUCGGUGCGCUGCGGCCGAAUGGACAGCCGCCUGCUGUUUGUGCAGUUUAAGAGGAGGAGCUUUGAAGAAAACCACAGAUGACAGGUGGGUUCACGUGAUUUGCGCCGUCGCUGUGGCCGAGGCUCGUUUCGUUAACGCUGUGGAGCGAGAGCCUGUGGACGUGACGGCGGUCCCCGACCCCAGGAAGAGUCUGAAGUGUGUCUACUGCCACAAGACGACCAAGCAGAUCUUCGGCGCGUGUAUCCAGUGCUCGUUGGACAACUGCUCCACGUCCUUCCACGUCACCUGCGCCCUCCUCGCCGGAGUCGUCAUGAAACCGGCCGAUUGGCCGUACGUGGUGUCCGUCACCUGCCACAAACACAAAAAGACCAAUCAGAAGGUUAAAAGCGGCUCGCGCGAGCUGUCGUUGGGUCAGGAGGUCAUCGGCAGGAGCAGCAACGGUUGGUUCUACCGCUGCACCAUCACCGGCAUUGGCACGCAAAACUACUUUGAGGUCAACUUUGACGACGGCUCCUACUGUGAUAACAUCUUCCCAGAGAACCUGCUGAGUCACGACUGCCUGAGGAACGGCCCUCCAGAACUGGGCGAACUCGUGGUGGUCAAGACAAUCGAUGGACGAGUUCUCAACGCGUCUUACGUCAAGGAACACGUCCACCGAUACUACCAGGUGGAGUUUCAGGACGAGACGCAGAUCUUACUGAAGCGCAGCGAGAUUCACUCUCUGGACCAUGAGCUGCCCAAGAGGGUCAUGUCUCGUCUGGCAAGUGUGAACCAACAGCAACCUCAGGCGCAACCGUCAGAUGAACCUCUGGCCGCGAAACGUCCACGUCUGCCGACACCGCCGCCAAUACUAGCCAUUGAGCCCUCGGCACAACCUCCAGAAAUAGUCACCGCUUUCCUGCCCGCUAGUAUUACUCCAAACACCAGCACUGCCCCCUGCCUGCCUCCCCCCACCUCACUUCCUGUUUCAGCACCCACACUUCCUGCCCCGGAACCCAGCGAGAGUUACACCCAUAGCUCCAGCUACGUAGCCUACAUGGAGUCUCUCCUCAACUCGGACUUUCCUCCAGAAGAGGAACAAGGUGUUGAGCCGAUGUAUUGAAGCGCCACUUUGCGCUACCAGCUAUUCGUCAACACAUACAGACUUUAAAUUCAUCUACUGCAUGUCUUUGUUUCAUUUAUUCGCUGUUGUGCUAAUCCGAGUCUCCCACCCAUGAACGGUGCGCGUGGGACGCAUGCGUGUCAUUAUAGACUGAAGCCGAAACGGACCCAGUACAUAGCCUUGGGGGAUGCCUCACUCUUCCGACCCUUUCCACGAUCCCUCGCUCCGGUUCUUUCACUAAACGGAAAGAGCCGCCAUACAUUUUCAGAUGGGAUAAUCAUUCACUGUAUGUGCGGUUUACUUUAUACCUGAUUUUUUUCUCUAAUGAGUGCUAAAUAUUUUUCUAACUCAAGCCAAAACAUGCUACCCGGUCACAGAUCACAUAGACAGUCUAUAUCUGUACAGUUUCAGGUAUUUUUCUCUGUACUCAAGUGUUCGGGUGGGGGGGUCACAGGAAGAGUUUUAGCCGGGCUCAUGGAAUUUAAUAAGUAUUUAAAUGUCUUUUGUCACAUAAAGAUUUAAUACUUGUAUAAAGAAAAUCAAUUAUGGCAGCAUCAGAAGCUACAGUUUUCAGUUACCGUACACAACUGUGUUACGAUAGAUUUGCGCGGGUUCAUGUAUUCUUCUAUAAUCUACGAUAAAAUGUUUUUCAGCACCAGAUGAUUUGUUUUUGUAGCAUACUUGGUAGACGUUGAUAUUGAAUACUAUUCACCGUGUCUGUUUUUAUUAUGAGUACCGUUGUUGUUAUGAUUAUUAUUUUUAUUGAUUUUUAUUUUGGUGAAUCUUUGCAACACAAUGUCGAAAGAUGAAAAAAAAAAAAGUUGAAUUUAUAAUUUUUAUUCAAGAGGUUGAAGUGGCGUACAUUUAAGUGUAUAGUCAUAGGUGAUAUUAAACAGAUACGCAAUCUGCCUUCUCAAGGUGCUAUAGAAGUCUUAGACUACUGAGGGGCGAUCCGGGUCACGUGACCCACAAUGAGGUGUACAUACUAGACGUGCUGCUCACAAAUUGGAAAAAUUUUCUUCAGUGUAACCUAGUCUUAUCAAAUGCCAUGUCACAUUCAAAUAAAGGGUCUGGUUGUCGCUUCGGAUUUGUUUUCUCCUUUUUGUUGUUUGCCCAUCCUUGUUGUUUCGUCUUCUGACGUGAGCGAUUAUCAAUCGGCACGCCUCGUUCACCGGUACUUGCGGAUUCAUCAUCCAAAUAGCACUGAGAAUUUGAUCCAGUGCACCCUAGAUUAAUUUGGAAACAAACACUUGGAUAAGACCUUUACAGACAGGAUUGUCGUUAUAGACUGAAGUCAAAACAGACCCAGUACAUAGCCUUGGGGGAUGCCGCACUCUUUCGACCCUUCCCACAAUCCCUCGCUCCACCUCAUUCAUUAAACUGAAAGAGCCACAUCACAUUUUCAGAUGUGAAUAGUCAUUCACUUGCUUUAGCAUGCCAUAGAUUUUGGAGGAUUGUAAAUUAAUUAAAAGUAAAUUAAUGAAAGGAAAUGCCAACAAAUGAAGUUUUGUCAUUUAAUAGACAUUUCGAAAAUGAUUAAUUGCAUUCAUUAUUGCAUUAUUUUAAAAAAUAAUUGCAGAAAAUUUAAUUCU
Sinocyclocheilus grahami is the source of this 5411-nucleotide messenger RNA. It is a transcript of the gene kdm4b, whose product is annotated as lysine (K)-specific demethylase 4B. The coding region runs from base 133 to 3819 and encodes 1228 amino acids. The transcript has 22 exons. The record is from RefSeq and is a predicted model, not a curated record. Gene Ontology annotation, molecular function: histone H3K9 demethylase activity. Gene Ontology annotation, biological process: chromatin remodeling; regulation of gene expression. Lineage: Eukaryota; Metazoa; Chordata; Actinopteri; Cypriniformes; Cyprinidae. Gene Ontology annotation, cellular component: nucleus; chromatin.